Molecule: messenger RNA, 4794 nt
Organism: Thamnophis elegans (Western terrestrial garter snake)
Lineage: Eukaryota; Metazoa; Chordata; Lepidosauria; Squamata; Natricidae
Gene: NARF
Product: nuclear prelamin A recognition factor
Exons: 13
Coding region: 471-1844 (457 amino acids)
Cellular component (GO): lamin filament
Molecular function (GO): lamin binding
Source: RefSeq, a predicted model, not a curated record
CACCUUUCUGUCGCAAGGGGGCGCUGAUCCUCGCUUGAGCCACGCCAGUGCCCGAGAGUACGUGACAGCUCUCAGGUCUAUAAUGAACGCCGGCGAGCGGCGGGGGAAGAGGGAAGACCAGCGAGACUAUCCCAAAAUCAGGAGGAAAAAGAAGAGCGGUUUGCACCGCGUUUACUAUCGUUUCAGGACGCCCUCCGCCUCCUGACCCCGUUCCAACCCCUUCUCCGCUGGCCGUAGCCGGGGGGCUCCCCCUAGGCAUGCCCUUUGUGACUUAAGGGGAUUCACCGCAAGGAGGAAGGCAGGCGGAGGGAACCAACCCAUGCUUUUUAAGCCAGCGGAGCGAAACCUUACUGCACAUUCUCGACAGGUGGAAAGCAGGAACACUGGCUCGUUUUUCUGAGUACACCUGGCAGCAACUCAAGAGAGACCCAAUUUUGCCAAAAUAAAAAGAACCAAAGACAGACCUACCAAUGAAGUGUGAAAAUUGCACCAAAAAGGAAUGUAGUAAAAAACAGAAGAACGAUGAUCCACAAAAUGCAACCGUUGAUGUUCUCAAUUCAAAUGAUGAAAACAAUGAGAAAAGUGAAUUCCAUAAGUUGGCUAAUGCAAAAAUAUUCCUUAGUGACUGCCUAGCUUGUGACAGUUGCAUUACAGCCGAGGAAGCAGUCAAAGUUUACCAGCAGAAUCCAAAUGAGUUCUUCCGUGUACUGAACCUUAAUAAGAAGUGUGAUACCUCAAAACAUAAAGUAUUGGCAGUGUCUAUAUGUCCUCAGUCUUUGCCUUAUUUUGCUGCUAAAUUCAAUCUCUCAGUAACAGAAGCGGCUAGGAGGCUUUGUGGCUUCCUCAAAAGUCUUGGAGUGCAUUAUGUCUUUGACACCGCAAUAGCUGCUGAUUUCAGUCUUCUGGAGAGCCAGAAGGAAUUUGUGCAACGGUACCGCCAGCAGAAUCAGGAAGAACAUGUUUUGCCAAUGUUUUCUUCUGCCUGUCCAGGUUGGAUCCAGUAUGCAGAGAGAGUCCUGCCCAGCACAGUAAUCCCACAUAUUUGCACUGCGAAGUCACCACAGCAGAUCAUGGGUUCCCUUGUGAAGAAUUAUUUUGCCAGGCAACAGCAUCUAUCCCCUGAUAAAAUUUUCCAUAUUGUGGUGGCCCCUUGCUAUGACAAAAAGUUAGAAGCAUCACGAGGAGACUUUUAUACCCAUUUGUAUAACUCUCAAGAUGUAGAUUGCGUUUUAACAUCAGGUGAAGUCUUCCAAAUGAUGGAGCAAAGAAAAAUAUCAUUGAAAGAAAUAACUGAGGUGUCCUUUGAUACCUUGUUUGGUGGCAUAAAAGAAGAGCUAAAUCGGCAUGAUGGAAGAUCAGAUGGUUACCUAGAGCACAUAUUUAAACAUGCUGCCAAGGAGCUAUUCAACACUGAAGUGAAGGAGCUCACCUACAAAAUAUUAAAAAACAAAGACUUUCAGGAGGUUACCCUAGAAAAGGAUGGUGAGACAGUGCUCCGUUUUGCAGCAGCCUAUGGCUUUCGAAACAUCCAGAAUAUGAUUCUGAAGUUGAAAAAGGGGAAAUGUUCCUACCAUUUUGUUGAAGUUUUAGCCUGUCCUGGAGGUUGUUUAAAUGGGAAUGGCCAGGCCCAGACUGAAGAUGGAAAACCAGAUAAAGCCCUUCUGAAGCAGAUGGAGGAUGUAUAUGCCACAGUUCCUGUUCAGAUUCCUGAAACCAACGGGCAUGUGCAGAAGCUUUAUCAGGAAUGGCUAGAAGGGAUGGAAUCCAACAAAGCCCAGGAAUCUUUGCAUACUAAAUACAGCAUGGAAAAACCACCCGCCAACAGUUAUGACAUCAAAUGGUGACCAAUCCGAUUAUAAGACAUGCAUCAGGAUUGAUGGACCUGCAGCACUGUCACAACUAUGCUAUCUAUGCACCUGAGAUCGGCACAACCUUGUAAAGCAUGCUCAGAACUGGAACUGCAUUUGUUUCCUCAUUGGGGUUGUGCAGAGUCAAAAUGCAACUGUCUCAGUGUAAAUGUGGUGUAUCUUUAUUUAACCAGAACUCUAGCCCAAUCAUCAAUAUGCCUGUUAAGGCAUAUUGGAAGGAAAAUAGGGCGUGUUACAAAGUGCUUCAAUGCUGACUCCUUCGGUACUCAAAGCCUAUGUGCCAAGAAUCUAAUACCAUGAAUGUGCUCAGAAUGAUUUUAGGUUAAAGUUUCACUUAUUUCAGACUUCAUAUUAUUACCAAACAUAGUAAGAUGCCAAAAUAUGAUAAAAACCGCCUACUACUAAUUUAGUGUCCAGAAAGUAAGGCCUAUUUUCUUAAUUAUGGCAAAAAAGAAUGUCUGUGUUUACACUAGUCUGAGAGAGCAGUAGGAACAUUGACCUCUGCUAGAAAUGAAUGUUCAUUUGGUCAGCUUUAUUUAGCUUCUUCAACUGUUCAGAGAACAGGGCCCUUUGCUCCUUCUCAUUGGCAUUGAUUUCUUCUUGAGAAUAUUGGGAUCCUGGUAUCAAGUCAAACCUGGUAAAUUCUUUUUGACGUUCAAAACUAUAUUUGGGGGGUUUGUGUCGUCAUCAACAAUGCUGGAAUGGAUUGGGGAAUCCUGAGUAGGCAACGAGUACUUUAAAUCAUUAAAUCAAGUGGGCAAAGGUCAAGCUAGAAUAGGCAAACAUCAUAAAACCAGAAUAUUUGGGGGAAAAGGGCUCACCUGAUUUAAGAUGUACUAUAAUUCUUUUCAGCAUGCCUAAUGCUGAAGUUCUAAGUGACGUUUUAAGAAAAUAUGGUUCAGUGACUUCUUCCUAGAAAUACUAUUAUGUUUUUGGAUUUUCUGGGACUUGUUAAAAUUUUAAUUGUGAUAGCAGUGUGCAUGCAGAUCAGUCACUGAUAAUCUUUCUAAAUAAGGUAGAUAUCAAGAGAGAUGCAUUAAUAUGUGGAAGAAGGUUGUAGUUCUAUUUAUCCCUAUUAUGGACUAUUCCAUUCAGAACUCUGCAUAAGCAGGCAAAACCUGAACAUUCAUUUUACCCCGGCAUCACACUGCCAAAGUCAUUGGAAUAAAUUAACACUCUGGAGCAGAAUUGCUAAAAGGAGAACAAGAGUAAGACUUCUUUCCAUGGAUCAUAUGCUGAAUAUGUAAAUACUGUUUAUUAGCAUGCGGUCACACCCCUCAAAGUUCAUGCAGCACUUGACCAAGAAGAUUGCUCUCUCUGGGAGAUGUCCUAGUAAACCCAGAUUUUCUUAGUAGACGUGAUAGGUUUAUAUUUUAAGAGCUGCCUAUACAAUACUGAGAUACACUUUCAAGUACAUGUUCAUUGAAAGGAAUGAUCAGCAGUUCUUAUGCUCCAAAAUAGUAAUGUGAAUCCAUUUUGCCCUAUUCUGAAUCACAUCUCUCAAACAUAUAUACAGAGUUACCCCCUUGAACGCUGUGCUCAGGAAGAAAAAAAAUGCUACAAAGAUUGAUGAUUCUUUUGUUCCAUUUCUGUUGUUCUUUUGUUUUGUGAGAUCCUUUGAAACUCUGCUACCUUUAGCCUGUCCCAUGUUUUCUUUUUCAUUAGAUGUUCUUACCUCAACAUGCAUAAGCUUGGAUGUGAUUUCACUAGGAAAUUCUUGGAUGUUCUUAAAUUGCCAGUUUAUAAAUUCAUAAAAUAGGGAUAUUAUUAUGACUUUUAUGUUGUGAAAAUGUAACCUUCAAAUGUGAGGUGGUUCAGUGGUAUCCCAACGAAGUCAUUCGAUUUUUACCCAGGACUAACUGAAUAGGAAAGAGACAUAGGAAAUCAAGCAAUCAUAAAGUGAUUUGCUUUUUGGCAUAGAGAUGUUGGGAAGAAGAGGUGCAUUUUAUGUACUAACUAUACAUAUGAAUUGGGCUACAAAACUGCAUAGCCUGUAUUCAUAAUAUCUUUGAAACAAGAAAACAGUAAUAUAAAAUAAAUACCAGAGUAAAAAUACAUACUUAAAUUUAUCUGCAUGGAGGAAAGGAAUUUAAAAUAGGCGAAGUACGUGUAGGCAUACAUUAAAAUAUAAAAGGACAUUCCCAUGCUACUUUUUCACAGCAUCAGCCCAUUAAGGUAUCAGAGAUGGGCCCGCAUAUUACACACACAGAUUCCUUUUUAUCACAAGAACAUUCUUCUGGGGCUGAAAGAUACUGGUGUUUUCUAAGAAUACCUUCAACACUUAUAGUUAUGCAAUUGAAAAGGAAUUUUGGAUGAAUGUACCCAAGCUUGCCUAAAUUUCUGAAGCAAGGCAAAAGCAUAGAAGCACAGUUUUUAAUACCUUCAAGUUAUGGUGGCAAUGUAAUUUAUUUCUAAUUGUGGGUGGGGGAGUUAUUCAUUGAGUUACCCUGGAUGUUUUGUCCUCCCCUCCCCCGCCCCAAUUCUGGCUUUUUUAUUCUGUUAUAAUGUGUUUGUAUAUACAAAUGGGCCACAUCCUAUGUUAAAUACUAGGGCUUACACACUCUGACAAUAGUUCAAAAGAAAUGUGUGAAAAUCCACCUUUUCUGGUGUUCAUUAAAGUAGCCAUAUCACUAAUACAAAAGACAAGAAUUUUGUGGAUCUUUAAUAGUCAGUUGGUUUAAUUCAUCUUUUUGCAGACUCAUACAGAAACCUGAAUAAAGACAGGCUGCUUUAAUGAAUAGCGAAGAGGUGCUACAUUCUUAGCAGGUCUUCUGAAUCAUUUUCAAAGGAUAUGCAACCUCUUUUAUAUAAUUUAACUUGAUGUUAUACAUAUUUUAACUGCUUGUAAUGUAUGUGCAUGGUAGACUUUGGAAAAUAUGGAUAUCAGUAAAAGAUUUUUAAAUAAACAGGUCCAGUGUUCAAAAUA